This is a messenger RNA of Cariama cristata (Red-legged seriema), 1617 nucleotides long. It is a transcript of the gene ST3GAL6, whose product is annotated as ST3 beta-galactoside alpha-2,3-sialyltransferase 6. The transcript has 11 exons. Gene Ontology annotation, molecular function: beta-galactoside alpha-2,3-sialyltransferase activity. The record is from RefSeq and is a predicted model, not a curated record. Bases 1 to 1077 code for a protein of 358 amino acids. Lineage: Eukaryota; Metazoa; Chordata; Aves; Cariamiformes; Cariamidae. Gene Ontology annotation, biological process: glycolipid biosynthetic process.
AUGUGUGGUCUACCAGUCAUGAAACGAAUUCUUCUGUUUUUUAUCCUGGCUGCUGCUGUUAUGUAUGGUAUACUGCAUGGAAAUCUGUGGAGAAAUAACCUCUACUGGAUUAGCUUUUAUGGACAGACUUCAUCUGUGAGGGCUCCUCCUUCCUAUGAGACUAGUGGAGUUACCCAGCUACCACCAACGGCUGUGGAGAGAAGGAACAUGCUGGACACUUGUCUCCUGAAACCAGCAUUUGAAUCUUUAUUGGGUGUGGACAAAAUAUACCCUUUCCUGUGUGCUAAUGAUUUUAUCAGAGUGGCAGAGUUCCACGGGAGCGAUAAGUUUGAACUACCUUAUGGAAUAAAGAGAGCAGAGCAAUUUUUUCGUUUAGCCCUUUCAAGACUGCAGAACUGUGGACUUUCCAAUGAAGAUGACAGUAUUGCCUGUCGACGGUGUGUUGUGGUCGGUAAUGGAGGAGUACUUCGAAAUAAGACAUUAGGGGAGAAAAUUGACUCAUAUGACGUGAUAAUAAGAAUGAAUAACGGCCCUGUUAUAGGGUACGAAGAGGAUGUUGGGAGGAGGACGACCUUCCGCCUUUCUUACCCGGAAUCCAUCUUCUCAGAUCCAAUCCACUAUGACCCGAAUACGACCGUUGUUCUCAUUGUCUUCAAACCACAUGACUUGAAGUGGCUUUGGGAGAUACUAGGUGGUCAGAAAGUAAGUGCUAAAGGUUUUUGGAAGAAACCAGCUCUGAACAUGAUAUACAAAUCUAGUCAAAUCAGGAUUCUUGAUCCCAGCAUCACCAGAAAAACAGCUUAUGAAUGGCUUCGUUUCCCAACAAGGUUUCCCAAAAAGGAGAAACCCAAGCAUCCAACAACGGGGCUAAUUGCCAUUACACUAGCAUUUCACGUAUGCCAUGAAGUUCACCUGGCAGGCUUCAAGUACGACUUCACUGACAGAAACAGUUCUUUGCACUACUACGGCAACGACACAAUGUCUCAGAUGAUGCAGAAUGAAUACCACAACAUUGAUGCUGAGCAGAAAUUUUUGAAGAAGCUUAUAGACAAGAACUUUGUGGUCAAUUUGACGUGAAAGCUGAAUGGAAGAACAAUCACUAUUUUCAAGAUUUGAAAAAUUUUUAUUUUUUGUACGAUAUUUUUAUUUUUUAAGUGCAACAUAACUGUUUACUGUUUAAAAGGAGCACAGAAACCUCACCAAGGCAGAAGCUGCUUCUAAGCCUGAGAGUAAUGGACUAUUGCAAAGUCAACUGAAUUUCUGUGAAGAUAUUUCAUAACGGGAAAACCAUGAAACUUUCAACUGAAAGUAUUAGGGAUAUAUAAAAAUGUGAUGCACAUCACUUAUUUAUCAGGAGGAACUCUUUCCAAAUGAUUACUUCUCUGGAAUACUUUUGUUUCUGAUGUCAUCCUCCAAAAGAGUUACACUGUCAAGAGACUGAGACAACUGGUGUUUAAUUAAUAGAUGGAUGUAAAGUCUUGAAUGUCUGUCUUGUAGUAUGCAAAUGGCUUUAAAAGGAUGCCUGUAAAUCAUUACUGUGUGUCUGGGAGAAGAGGGAACAUACGGAGCAUACAGGUUUUGGUCUACCCUGCUCCUGAGGAGGGGACGUCCAUCUUC